Miscanthus lutarioriparius is the source of this 1344-nucleotide messenger RNA. The record is from the annotation of a GenBank genome assembly. NCBI's taxonomy places the organism in Eukaryota, Viridiplantae, Streptophyta, Magnoliopsida, Poales, Poaceae.
AUGAGUGCACUGGUCAAGAUGCCUGCACUGAAAAUGAAGAGGAUGUUUGAUGGUGAUGAUUUUGCUAAUGAGUUCAACACCAGGAACGUGAAAUCCGCGAAAGUUUCGCACUUUCAUGUCAGUGGAUUAGAGCAGUCAGCUGUGUUGAACUCAUCAGAUAAAGCUCCUCAAGAUGAGUCAGAUCCAACCAUUCAACUUGCUGACCAGGAUAUUAGGGUAACUGAAGCUUCUGGCUUGCAUGAUCCUAUCGGAGGAAAAUCCAUGCUCAAGGAUUUAACAUCCGACAAAGUGAUAGAUUCACCAAAUUCAGAGGCUGAUUCCUCUGCUAAUUAUGAUCACAACAAAUCUGUAUUAUAUGCAGUGAAUUAUGUUGGCAAAGAGUUUGCAGAUGAUGGUGUAGAUUCUUCAGCCCAGAAUUUGUGUGUUGUUAGUGAUCAUGAGGCAAGCUGGGGUUCGAAUCAGUGUUGCAGACUGCUGGAUAUUUAUAGUCCAGAUGAUGAUUUCCCGCACUUGUUUGAUAAUCCACCUGAUCUUCUGCCUAGUUAUAUUGGAUUGUGUGAUGAAUUUGUAUCAAUUGAUGCAUUGAUGAACAUGAGUAGCAGAUGUGGAGCAUUCCCACUUAUUGAGAGUGCCACGGAAGCCAGUGUUGAUAAUAAGCCAUGCUCAUCUGAGGUGGAUUUGUGCUUUAAUAAUUCUGAGGUAUUAGAGUGGCUCAACCCUCAUCUUUCGGAGGAGGAUUUACCAGAUCUUGUUGAUUUUGCUGAGUUAAAUUCAAAUGCUGCUCCUGCAAAAAAAGAGCAAUGGACCAGGAAGGUCACUCUUGUGCUUGAUUUGGAUGAAACCCUUGUUCAUUCAACUAUGGAGCAUUGUGAUGACGCUGAUUUCACAUUUCCUGUGUUCUAUGAUAUGAAAGAGCAUGUGGUAUAUGUGAAAAAGAGGCCACAUGUCCACAUGUUCCUCCAAAGGAUGGUUGAAAUGUUUGAGGUAGUGAUAUUUACAGCCAGUCAAAGUGUUUACGCAGACCAGUUGCUUGACAUGCUGGAUCCAGAGAAGAAACUUUUCUCCAAGCGUUUCUUCCGGGAAUCAUGUUUGUUCACAGACAAUGGCUACACAAAAGAUCUGACUGUUGUUGGAGUCGACCUUGCCAAGGUUGCCAUAAUUGACAACACUCCACAGGUUUUCCAGCUGCAAGUGAACAAUGGUAUACCAAUAGAGAGUUGGUAUAGCAAUCCCUUUGACGAGGCUUUACCUCAAUUGAUCCCAUUCUUAGAGACCCUUGCUGUAGCUGAUGAUGUCCGGCCUAUCAUUGCCAAGAAGUUUGGCAACAUAAUAGAUAGUUGCUAA